CAAACAUUGCGUUAUUUAUGUAGCAAAUGAUGACAAUUUGUGUGCAUUUGUGGCAAACAUGUGAUUCACACGCCUCUCGCCAUUUAGGACUCAAUUUGCGGUCAAUUUAUAAAUUGUUUGACAGUUUGUGUUGAGGAGACAUAGGAAGACAUGUCGGAGUCAUCCAUACUAUUGCCCGGCGACGACAUAACGGCGCUAAUCAACCGGUGCUUCGAGAGGGCGCAGACGAGCGCCAACAUCACCGCAGCCAAGAGUGGGCCGAAGAGUGGCCGCAAAGGAGGCGCAGAGGAAGUGGUCUGUCAGCUGAUGAUAGGGCCCGGACUGAAGCGCGAACCCAACAACCGGUUUGUGGCCGUGAAGUGCGGACAACUCGUGAACCGCGAGGACAAGAGGUUUUGGGUGGACAACCACUCCAAGAGGUAUGUGUCGACCAAAGGCGACCGCGUCAUCGGCUUCGUGGUCAGCAAACAGGCCUAUCAGUGCAAAGUGGACAUCGGCACCAAUGAGGCCGCCGUACUCUCCCUCCUGGCCUUCCCGCAGGCAACCAAACGCAAUAAGCCGGCCAUCGAGGUAGGGGACGCGGUGUACGCGCAGAUCGUGACCGACUGUCCGGACAUUGAGGCCGAGUUGGUGUGCGUCGGCAGCAAUAACAAGAGUGGAGGUCUGGGAGUGUUGUCGUCCGCGGGUUAUGUGCUAACAGUGCCCACGAAUAUAGUGCGCCGACUGUUGGCGCCCGACUCGCGGCUCAUCCAGACGUUGGGCCAGAAAUACAAGUUUGAGAUCACGUGCGGACUGAACGGUCGCGUCUGGAUUCACGCCAAGAAUUUGGACACAACUCUCACGAUCACGAACUUCAUCGAGCGCUUGGAGCACAUCCCGAAGUGUCAGUACCAGCACGAGUGCGAGCAGUUGGUGCAGGGCUUUCAACACGUGGGCCCCCACUCCUGAUUGCGGGCCAUUGUGUUAGUGUUCAUUGUGUUUAUACUGGCAGUCAUUACAUCACUGAUUGAAUUCAUUAUAAUGUUAUAUCAGACUAAUGUGCAAAAUGUAUGCUAUUUUGUACGUAUCAUACGUUAUAUUAUAAUAAAUUAAUGUUAACUCGUAUUAAAAAUGUAAAUUU
Messenger RNA from Oppiella nova, 1120 nucleotides. The record is from the annotation of a GenBank genome assembly. NCBI's taxonomy places the organism in Eukaryota, Metazoa, Arthropoda, Arachnida, Sarcoptiformes, Oppiidae.